Molecule: messenger RNA, 1595 nt
Organism: Oppiella nova
Lineage: Eukaryota; Metazoa; Arthropoda; Arachnida; Sarcoptiformes; Oppiidae
Source: the annotation of a GenBank genome assembly
CAAACAUUUGCCAACAAAAUGUGAUAAUAAUUGUGUAAAUAGUGUUCAAUUGUGUUUGUCUUGUAUUUAUACAUAAGAUGUCAGUCAAUGAUAACACUGAAGAUAAUGACAACAAUCACUUGGCUUUGAGUCACCCAUUGAUUGGCAGUCAAGUGAACCAAAUAGAGGAAGUGAAUGAUCUGAAGAAUCGCUUGUCUUUCAAUGACUUCUUCUACACAUUGGUGGCCAAAGUGUCCAACAAUCCAGACAAGUGCAACGUCUGGAACUAUGUCUUGUUGGACAUGAUCGAGAAUAAUGUGAUAAACGAGUCGAUGCUGUCGGAUGUGCUGAGGAUGACCACCGAUGCGACCCGAAGCGAGUCGGUGGCGAACCGUGAGUUCAGUUGUCAUAUGGUGUCCAAACUGAGUCGACGUCUUAAUGAACGCGUUUUUAUGGACCGAAUCCUACCGUUAGUGCAAUACCUGUGCCAAGACUUGCAGCCCUCCAUCAGAGCCCAUAUCUCCAGACAAAUGUUUGUUUUGUCGCAAAACUUUAGUUUGCAGAUAAUUAAGACACAAAUUCUGCCCAAACUCAUGGAUAUGACGAACGACAGCGAACUCAUCGUCAGAAUCGCGUCCCUGGAGUCGCUCAUUGAUUUGAUCCCCAAAUUUGACGACGAGUUUAAUAAACAGAUAAUUUUACCGCAAAUUAUCUCAAUCUUUGAUUUCGCUCUCGUGGAGAACGACUGUUCCCUGAGCUUGAUUUUCAUGAAUUUCGCAAAAUUGUGUCAAACUUUGCCAAAGAAUGUGAUUUCGCGUGAGAAAUGGUUUCUCGACUAUUACUGCAAUAUCUUCUUAAUUUCCAAUGACUUCCAAAUGGAGCCAAAAGUUUCAAACUUUGAACGAGACUUUACCGAACGAGACGCUCAAUGUCGGGCCCUUUUAGCCCUCUAUUUCCCCAUUUUGCUGCAAAUCUAUGGUUCAAACGAUACGCUCUUUUCUAUUCUCAACUUUCUUUGCUGUGAUCUCGACAUCAGUGUUGUCAGAGCCAUAAGCUCUGUGUUCAAUGAGAUCUGUAUUCUUAUGAAGAAUCCGUUCAUACUAUACCCACAGUUAUCCAAACUAAUGAGUCAACGAAAUAUUAUUGUGAUUAAAGCCUUGUCCCCUUCAUUGGCUACAAUUCUCAUCAAUACAAUCAAAUCGACGCCAAUCGACAAAAAGAAUGAGUUAUUUGUCGAUUUAAUACAAAACUUAAUUGGAUGUGAAAAUACGAUUUGUCUUAACCUCGACUGGAGAUUACAGAUUAAAUUCUACGAAAAUCUGAUCCAAGUUUUGGUACACUUUCCCGUCAAUAUCAUUCAAACAGUAUUCUUGCCAUUACUUCUCAAUAGGAUUCUCACAUCUAGACCCAUUCCUUCCCGAAUCGAGACGUCUAGAUGUUUGCUAAUCUUAUUUCUUAAUCUACCGGUUCUAUCAGAAGUAUUUAAUAUUUACCAGUGGUUUGUCACCACUUUAUGUUGUGGUCAAAGUUGGUCUCAAAGAAUGCUAUUUAUAAACGUCUGCUAUAUUAUCAUUGAAUUAUGUGAUGAAAAUAUAUUUAUUUCCUAUUUUUUGGAG